AUGUCUAGUCUACCUUCAGAUUCAGCGGAGGGUUUUAUUAUAUCCCAUGACAGCAGAUGCAAUUCGUCCCCUGUAGCGCUGGGAAAUCUGAGUCGCAGUCGUUGCUGUAGGAGAACUUUCAUUUGGAGUCCCGACGCCUUCAAUCAGCUAAUUCCCGUAUCUAUCACGUCGGCCCUGGUUUUCGGUGUCGUCUUCACACUGUGGAAUGAUUUGGGAGUCGCUGAGUUAGUUUUUCUUUUCUUUUUACUUUCCAUCGCCUACACCUCCGCCUUUAUCCUUAGCUCCUCCGAUCCGGGCGUAUAUCCACGCCUUCGGUUGAGUGAAGUCGACCCACUGCGGGACCGGAUGGAAUUAGUCUAUUGCCGCGUGUGUAAUCUCCGUCGCCCCCCGCGGACAUCACAUUGUUACGAGUGUAACGUUUGUGUACGAGAGCAUGAUCACCACUGCGGGGUGUUGGGUGGUUGCGUCGGGCAGAGGACUAUGCGUUGGUUUGUAUUAUAUCUAAUAUCUAUUAGUGGCGCGUGCAUCCUUGGGUUACUUUGGCUCAUCCGUGGGCUGCUUAGGUUGGGCCCUAUGGUGGUGAUGCCAUCGACCAACUCUUCGACCGUUAGGAAUGUCAGUGAUCGUGGGGCAGCUCCAUCGUCUGCCGCUUACAAGGGUGAAGAUGUGAAAGCUGCUGCAAUUAUAGUAAUGUUCAUCAUUCUUGUCUUGAUUACCAUGCUUGUUGGAGGUUUAGCAGGUUAUUAUCUUUAUUUGGUUGCAACGUCUACCACCCGUCGGGAAGCGCAGAAGAGGACGCCACGAACGCAUACCAGCUUUACCCUGAAGGGAAUGGUGAGUAAUGUGGUGAAUGUCAUUUAUCCACCACCCUCUCUGUUGAUUGAGCCAGCGGGCGCAUCCGAUGUUCACAUGGUAUAG
Molecule: messenger RNA, 918 nt
Organism: Trypanosoma brucei brucei TREU927
Lineage: Eukaryota; Euglenozoa; Kinetoplastea; Trypanosomatida; Trypanosomatidae
Exons: 1
Coding region: 1-918 (305 amino acids)
Biological process (GO): protein targeting to membrane; peptidyl-L-cysteine S-palmitoylation
Cellular component (GO): Golgi apparatus; endoplasmic reticulum
Molecular function (GO): protein-cysteine S-palmitoyltransferase activity
Source: RefSeq, a predicted model, not a curated record